Molecule: messenger RNA, 517 nt
Organism: Cannabis sativa
Lineage: Eukaryota; Viridiplantae; Streptophyta; Magnoliopsida; Rosales; Cannabaceae
Exons: 4
Coding region: 56-517 (153 amino acids)
Source: RefSeq, a predicted model, not a curated record
CAAGUUUAUCCUCCCACGAGAUAACCCUACAUUCGUAGACUACGGUGAGUACGAGAUGUCAAAGGGUUUACGUGACUGGAGGGCAGACUGCAAGAAGAAGUGGAUACAAAACAUUGAGGAGCUUGGACAGGAGAGGGCCGACAUGUCACCUCCUGAGGGAGUAACUCAAGAGGUGUGGAGUGACUGCAUCGCUUAUUGGAGCACAGACAAACAAAAGGCGAGAGCAGCGAAAAAUAAAGAAAGUCGGGGUAAGAUGAAAUUUUUAGGAGGCUGGGGCUCCAAGCCCAUUGUUUCACAUGUUGUCGAAGGGGCUAACCCCGACACAGGAGAACUGCCAACUGCGGUGGAAACUUUUCAAAAGUUUCACCAUAAAGGCAACGAUUGGCGCAACGAGUUCGCGCAACAAGCUUACGAGCAAAUGGUUGAAAUAGCGGCAACUCAACCAGCGCCCACUGCAGAUGAGCCCGAAGAGCCUGCUGUCGAUCCUACACGCACCCCCGAGACUUGCCUGUUAUGA